Messenger RNA from Tribolium castaneum (red flour beetle), 2538 nucleotides. RefSeq names its product Dynein axonemal assembly factor 5 (gene Dnaaf5). Gene Ontology annotation, cellular component: cytoplasm. NCBI's taxonomy places the organism in Eukaryota, Metazoa, Arthropoda, Insecta, Coleoptera, Tenebrionidae. The record is from RefSeq and is a predicted model, not a curated record. The transcript has 8 exons. The coding region runs from base 1 to 2511 and encodes 836 amino acids. Gene Ontology annotation, molecular function: dynein intermediate chain binding. Gene Ontology annotation, biological process: cilium movement; outer dynein arm assembly; inner dynein arm assembly.
AUGCGUGAUAGUUGCGUCCAAAAUGCGAAAAAAAUCGCACUGGGGCUCCAAAGUGGUGAUAAAAGGGCCCGGAGAUUGGCGCUGAUUGACCUGGAGAAGUUUUUGUCGGACCCCAAAAACGAGGUCUCGGGUGAGGAGCUGCGCGAGAUCUUCGUCGAGACGCACAUGUACUGCUUGAACGGCUUUCGGGACAAGACCGAGGUCGUGCGGGAGCAAGCCAUCAAGUUUAUGCAUUUUCUGAUCAUUGACAAGUUGCCCCUGAAUGAUUUUUACUUGACUUAUGUUUGCCCCGUUUUGGUUGAGCGUGUGGGCACUUUGGAAUUGAUCGAAGAAUCGGAAGAAAUCAGACUCGAACUCGUCAAAUUCCUCCAAGCUAUUAUCCUCAAAUACUCAAAUAGUGAACAACUCAAGCCGUUUUUAAACGACUGUGUUGUUAUUUUGUGCCAGACCAUCACAGAUAAACACCCAGCAAUCAAGGAGCUGAGCUGCAAGUGUGUCACAGACUUGGCUGAAGCCCUCCCAAGGGACUUCCACAUGCAAGCCGAAAAUUUAAUCAAACCGAUCGUGUCUUGUUUUGGCCACCAACGCUUCAGAGUGAGAGUUGAAGCUAUUAGAGCGACUGGCGAGGUGAUCAUGCACAGCUCUUACAAGGGGCUGGACGAGGUCGUGGGCCCCCUUGCUGAAAAACUAUUCGACCAAAUACCGCUAGUUAGGCGCACGGUGGCCCAAGUGGCCGCCAGGUGGCUCCAGGACUAUCGCGACCGUUAUUCCUUCUUCCAUAAAAUUUUACCGCUACUUUUGACCGGGUUAAACGACGAGGUUGAAGAGACACGAAACGAAUCAACCCAACUGUGGGAAAAAGUCGGUUUGCAGUACCAGAAGGAAAACGAGAAGGACCUAAAGGACCAAAUUGACUUCCUGUUAGAAUUACCCAAACAUUACCCCACUGAGCUGAAACGGCCUAAUUUGGGCUGUCGUGUGCUAGUUCAGCGCAAUGUGGGUAAGUUGGCCAAGGCGCUGUCUUACGAAUUGACAAGUUGGCAGGAGGACGUGCGAGUGCGUUGUUCGCAACUUCUUUGCAGUCUUGCGUUACAUGCAGAGGAUGGUUUGACGCAAAAUUUGCAAGAACUGUUGCCUGCUAUGUAUUCAGCUGCGCGUGAUGAUGAUCAAAGAGUUGUUGUUAAUAUUUUCCGAGCUAGUGAAAUAAUGGGGUUUUUUAUACCCGUAAAAACGUGGCAACAAUUAAUACUUCCGGUUGUGGAAGAUGGGGCCCAUUUCGGGCAUUUGGUUGUUUUGGGUGGUUUUAUCAAGGGGGCGCCUUUGGAACAUGUGACUGGGUGUUUGGUCGAAAUUACGAAAGUGAUUUCGGACGAUUCGAUUUGUUACACUCGUAAAAAAAAACUUCAAACGGAAUUAGUUAAAUGUUGUGACGCAAUUUCGGAAAAAAUCUCAAAGUCCGACCCUGAGGUCGGUUUUCAUUUGUUUAAAAUUCUAAUUUCGGUGAUUUCGCUCCGCGAUCCUGAAAAUUCUCACCUCACGAUUGAAUUGCUUGAGCCCCUUGUCUCAACUUUGCAAUUUUCUGGUCUUGAUUGUCUUUGGGGUGCGUACGUGGGGCGCCUUUUGGGGCACAUUCAAAACGAGCCGAAAUCGUGGCUCGUGACCACUCCCCAACGCUGUAUUUUCGAGACAAUCCUUCUACAUUCAAACAGCGCAUUUGGGGAGAAUCUCCCCAAAAUUGGGGAAAUUCUGGCCCAAAGUUUGCACCCAGAGGCCGACCCUGAAUCACGUCUCAAGACUUUCUGGGCUUUGUCCACCGCGUUCGAUAACAAAUCUGUGAUUUUUCGAAAAUCGAGUGAUUUGGUAACGGAAUUUUUCGAAAAAUUAAUUUCGGAAAUUUUUGUUCCGUCUCUGGUGUGGAGGCCGGGUUUGACCGCCGAGGCGUUGCGCACAAUGGCAGCAUCGUGUCUUUUGUGCGCUUUAAGCCCCAUUCAAGGGGUUGAUUUAUUUAAAAGUGGGGCCGUUUUGAGACAAUUGUGCGAUAAGUUGGCCCCACUUUUGAUUUCUUUGAUGGAAGAUGCGUCCUUUAGGAGUAGACAGUUGGCGCUGGAGUGCGUCACUGUUUUGAAAAAACACGCAAGUGGGCUUGGAAUUUGGACAAAUGAUGAUUUAGUUAAGUUGUAUCCAGAAAUUCUGAAGCGACUAGAUGACCCAACUGAUAAAGUUAGGGUUUGUGCCUUGAAGAUUUUGCCCGAAAUUUUCAUAAAUGCACCUGAAGCGUUCCACGAAGCGCAUUUUAAGGCCCAUCAUGAGCUUAUUAUUGAUACGCUCUUAACACAUUUCGAUGAUGAUGAUCAGGAGGUCAGAGACUUAGUUUUUGAUGUUUUGAAAGUUAUCGCCGAAAUUAAUCGUGACCUAGUUUUUUCAAAAAUCGAGCGACAUCAGCCACUGUUAUGCAACAAAGACGGUUGUGACGCAGUUUUGAAUUACUUAAAUGAAUUAAAACUUGAUUAAUUUGUAAAUAAACGAUAUUUAUCAGUC